This is a messenger RNA of Malus domestica (apple), 1299 nucleotides long. The record is from RefSeq and is a predicted model, not a curated record. Lineage: Eukaryota; Viridiplantae; Streptophyta; Magnoliopsida; Rosales; Rosaceae.
AGCAAGGGGGAACAUUCGGAGGCACUUCAAAUACGAUGGCUAAAUCAAGUUCAUCAGUUGGUAGAGCCAGAGGCCCUUCUGUGAUUUCCAUAAUACUUGUUCUUGGGCAGCUGAUGGCCAGCUUUGAAACAACAGGCGCCCAAAUUGGUGUAUGUUAUGGAAUGAAUGGAGACUUACCACCCCAAGCAGACGUUAUUGCUCUCUACAAGAAAAAUAACAUCCGAAGAAUGCGAUUAUAUGAUCCGAACCGAGCAGCUCUUGCAGCCCUCAGAGGCUCUGACAUUGAGCUCAUGUUAGGCAUACCAAACGAUCAACUUCAAAACAUUGCUUCAAGCCAAGCCAAUGCAAAUACAUGGGUCCAAAACAAUGUCAGAAACUAUGCCAAUGUAAGAUUCAAAUACAUUGCCGUAGGAAACGAAAUCAAGCCCUCGGACUCGUCUGCGCAAUUUCUGGUCCCGGCCAUGCGGAACAUUCAAAAUGCGAUUUCCAGUGCCGGUCUUGGAAACCAAAUCAAAGUUUCCACCGCCAUAGACACCGGUGUGCUUGGAAAUUCCUUUCCUCCAUCAAAAGGAGAAUUUAGGGGUGACUAUAGCCCAAUUUUGAAUCCUGUUGUCCGGUUCCUGGUGGACAACAAAUCUCCGCUACUGGUUAAUUUGUAUCCUUAUUUUAGUUAUAUUGGCAACACUCGUGACAUUCGUCUAGAUUAUGCUCUUUUCACAGCUCGGUCAGUUGUAGUACAAGAUGGCCAACGUGGUUAUCGUAAUCUUUUCGAUGCCAUUUUGGAUGCUGUUUAUGCUGCGCUUGACAAGGUCGGUGGAGGAUCUUUGGACAUUGUUGUAUCGGAGAGUGGUUGGCCGACAGCUGGUGGGACGGCAACAACAGUUGAUAAUGCGAGGACUUAUAACUCGAAUUUGGUUCAACAUGUGAAGGGAGGGACUCCAAGGAAGCCUGGAAGGCCCAUUGAAACUUACAUCUUUGCCAUGUUUGAUGAGAAUAGAAAGACCCCAGAGCUUGAGAAACAUUGGGGGCUAUUCUCCCCUAACAAACAGCCUAAAUACCCAAUCAAUUUCAACUAAUUAAUAUUAGCAACUAAAUGUACUGUGAAAAUAAAGGGAGGCUGUGGUUUGCAAUUAUCCCCACUGAAUAAAAACUGCAAAGUUACAUAUGCAGUUCCAUAAAAAAUGUAAGGUGACUCAAGGCCUAGAGAACUUCAAAUUUAUUUUUGACUUUGUAAUAUCUCAGUCUGAAUAAACAAAAUGAAUACCGUUAAUAUACUGAGAAAUAAAUGGUUUUCGUAUG